AUGGAGGGCAUUGAUUGGAUUGCUUCAGGCAUCGGGGAACCAAUGUUGACUAGCAAGCCUUGGUUAGAUCCAACAUCUAUUGGAGAAGCAAAAAUCUUAGUUGAGGUAAAGCUAGACAGGCUGUUCCCUAAGCGUGUGGCUUUACAGGACAAAGAAGGAACCAUAAGUUUGGUUGACAUCGUUUACUCUUGGCUUCCCUCUAGCUGCACAACUUGUGGACAGUUGGGACAUAAAGCUAAUCGUUUCUUAGGAGUGAAAUCAACAAAGGUUGCAACUAAUGCUCCAAAGAACACCCAAGUUAUUGUCUCAGAAGUCUUAGCUACAAGUAAAGAGGUUGAUGCCACUUCUACUCAUUCAGCUUUGCUUCAAAAUACUGCAUCAAUGGUUCUUAUUCCUACUUUCUCCACUGCUACUACUACCUACCUUGCACUUCCACCUUCGUUGGCAAUAGAGCAAAGUCCACCUAAGGUUACAUCUGAGGCCGAUACCAACCAACUGGCGGACAUCACAUUUGCUCAACUUGACCUUCAUUCAGUUACUGCUCUUACAAACACUAAGACAUCAACUGAGACUGCUACUUUCCCUCCUUCUGGUGAUGAACAAGACUUAAAUAAAUCUCCAACCACUCCUAAGCAAGGUACUGAGUCUGCUACUCUUAUUGAUGAAGAUAACAACAUGUGCUUAGUGUUGUCUUCGGUAAACACAACUGAUCCAAGAUGUGAUAGAAACAAAUUGGAUGUUACUGCGGGUUUAGAAGUGUCGGAUCCGACAAAUGAGAUUGACUCGUCUAAGGAAGCGGCUGAGAUUGCCUCUGUCAACGACAUUGUCUCUGUCUCAUCCUCCCAUGCUGUAAACUUACCUCUGGAUAAAGUAUUUGCUUCCUCUCCACCAAUUUUUGUAACAGGACCUGGUACAGCCAGUGCUUCUUUUACUUCAGAUGACGACUUGAUCCAUAGAACUCGGGGAGGUAGACUCAUUAAACCAUCUCUUAAAGGUACAAAGUUUGAAUGGACAUUGGUGGGAGGAAGAGGUAAACGGGGACAUGGUCGUGGUCCUAAACAUUAG
Molecule: messenger RNA, 1065 nt
Organism: Brassica oleracea var. oleracea
Lineage: Eukaryota; Viridiplantae; Streptophyta; Magnoliopsida; Brassicales; Brassicaceae
Exons: 1
Coding region: 1-1065 (354 amino acids)
Source: RefSeq, a predicted model, not a curated record